Stegastes partitus (bicolor damselfish) is the source of this 2108-nucleotide messenger RNA. RefSeq names its product SH3 and cysteine rich domain (gene stac). The coding region runs from base 330 to 1670 and encodes 446 amino acids. The record is from RefSeq and is a predicted model, not a curated record. Gene Ontology annotation, biological process: skeletal muscle contraction; positive regulation of protein localization to plasma membrane; positive regulation of voltage-gated calcium channel activity. Gene Ontology annotation, molecular function: transmembrane transporter binding. Lineage: Eukaryota; Metazoa; Chordata; Actinopteri; Pomacentridae. The transcript is spliced from 12 exons.
GCAGCAUUACGCGCGACGCCACGAGAAACGCUUCAGCCUUCCUCAGACGAGCAGGACACCGUGAAGCCGAGCUGGAACGACUUUCAACUUUCUUUUUUUUUCAGUUUGGAAAUCGCUUUUCUCUCUCUCUCUCCCGUCAAGACGUUUUCCUCAUCUCUGUCCUCUCGGAUCUCUUUACAGCAGCAGCGGCGGAUGACUUCUCUUAUCCUCGGGUCAUGAUGACUAUUAGAGGAAUGGAAACGAUGUAAACAGCUCGGGGAGGGAAACAAACUCUAGAGAGCAACAGUGCUGCUUUUUUUUCUUUCAAAGAGAUCACAGAAAGAGAGAGGAUGAUCCCACCGGCCAACAUGAUUCAGGACGAAAGUGGGGGCAAAGAGGACGAACGGGACCAGAAUGAGACACCCAAAUCCCCGACGGCCAACGCCAGCCAGCAGGAAACCAAGAAUACUGUGAGGCCUGAACAUCACAAGCGCAAGCUGCAGAAGCUCAAACGCUCGCUGUCCUUCAAGACCAAGAGCAUCCGCAGCAAGAGCGCCGACAACUUCUUCCGAACGAGCAGCGAGAACAAGACGGAGCUGCUGUCCGACGUGAGCAGCAGCACGGGCCACCUCUGCAACAUCGGGAUGGCGCCGCCGCACUCCACCAACCUCCCCAUCCCUCCGGUCCCGCCGGCCAUCCCCUGCGCUCCUCCUCCCACCUCGCGCUCGCAGUCGCGCAACCCGCUGCAGGUGGACUCGGCGGGGCACUGCUUCAUGGAGCACAUCUUCAAGAAGCCCACGUUCUGCGACGUCUGCAACCACAUGAUUGUAGGUACGACAGCCAAACACGUGGUGUUCCUGGCAGGAAACACCGCCAAGCACGGCCUCCGCUGCAAAGCCUGCAAGAUGAGCCUCCACCACAAGUGUGAGAACGGCGUGGGGCAGCAGCGCUGCAUGGGCAAACUGCCAAAAGGCUUCCGGCGAUACUACAGCUCCCCGUUACUGAUCCAGGAGCAGUACGGCUGCAUCAAAGAAGUCAUGCCCAUCGCCUGCGGUAAUAAGGUGGACCCCGUGUACGAAGCCCUGAGGUUUGGGACGUCGCUGGCGCAAAAGGCCAAGAGGGCCAGCGGCUCCGAGUCUCCGCACAGAAACUCGACCAGCGACUUGGACAAGGUUCCAGAGGAAGUCGUGGCUCACAGCAGCAGGCAGGAGUUGUCCAGAAAGCACAGUGAUGACGUCUUUACAGUCAUGGAGAACGGGACGGAGCUUUACCACCAGCCGGAGAGAAAACCUGACGAUUUGCCGUUGGAGCAGAGCCAGCUGCAGAAAGACGUCCUGAAGCUCAACACCUACGUGGCCUUGUACAGCUUCGCCGCCCAGGAGAGCCACGACUUGGAGAUGAGAGCAGGAGACAGGAUCUUACUGGCGGACGACUCCAACGACGACUGGUGGAAGGGGGUGAUCGAGGACCGGAUCGGUUUCUUCCCAGCAGCCUUCGCUCACCAGCUGCGGACCGGAGACCAAGUGUUCAGGUGCAACAGGACGUUCAUCGGCUGCAAGGAGCAGGGCCAGAUCACCCUGAAGGAGGGGCAGAUCUGCGUGAGCGGCGAAGUCGAGCGAAGCGGCUUCAUCAGGGUGGCGAGCGGGAAGAAGAGAGGCUUCGUGCCCUGCGACGUUCUGGAGAUCAUAUGAGGCCGACGCUCAGAGAAACGAAGACAGAGAGAGAGAGAGAGAGAGAGAGAGAGGAGGCAGGAGCAGCCACCUGGAGGUCGGAGGAGGAGGAACCGACGACGCCUGAAGGAGCUUCACCUCUUCACAACCUGGAGCGUGAACUUGUGCGAGUGGUGCUGGCUUUGCCACCAAAGACUCCACUUUUGUCGCAGGUCUCCCUCCACGUACAGAAAGAGAUGCUCGGACGACGACUGACUGUUUGCUAGGAGACGGGAGAUCACUGUGUCACUGGAUUUGAUUUAAUUUAUAGAUCCUGUAUGUGUUGGUUUUUAUUUCCUCCUUAGUUUUACUCGGCAGCAAGACGUUUGUUUUUGACAGCGGGCCCGCUAAGUGACCGCUUCAGCCUGAAAUAAGCAAACAGCCGCUCGCUGGAGUGUUUGUUUGUCGAGGUCGCAGCAC